CUCAGUAGUUUUCUCACUGAGAUACAGCAGACACGGUUCAACACGACAAGAAACUGAAACACAGUCUGACUUGCAAAGCAAGCCUAACCAGGAGCUCUCUCCGGCUUGUUUCCUGUACUUGGAGGCCAUCUUGAGUUGAUGGACUUAUAAGCAUUUGUUUGCUUUUUUCGCUUGUUAAAGUUUCUUUUUUGUCCCCAGUGUGUUUCCUUGAAGUUUGGACGUUUUCCUCUUCAAAGCUGCUUUGGAGUACUGAGGGAACAGGAAGCAGGAGGAGGAGGUGCUGGAGGAGGAGGAGGAGGAGGAGAGGACGUUUAGUUUCAAAGCUAAAGUUUAUCUGUAUUUCUCACCUGGAAUGAAAGCCGUAUAGAGGGACCUUUCCGUGAAAGGGAGGGCGAGAAGAAAGAAGAGACACUUCCUGGAAAAGGAUCAGUUGAUUUUAAGCUCUAGCAGACAACGGGACACACAGCAGGGACAGCCACUAUUGAUGAGUGAGUGACUGCUGGUGUGUGUAGGUGAGUUUGUUGCCUCACACUACCCAGGCUUAUCUCUCGACUGUCUCUGACUCUUCGGCAUGGCCAAUGUCAGUCCCUUCAUGUCUCCGGGACCCAUGUCCCAGGUCUUCUUCCCCCCGGGUGGCCCAUCUCCACCUGGGUCAGUAGUGAUGCAGCAGGGGACACCAGUCUCUGUCCAUACCUCUCAAACCCCAGGAUUCCCUACAGUGGACAUAGGGGUUGCCCCUAGUCCCGGCGGGGCAUCCGGAAUGCCAUCUGGGCCUCCGGCACCAGCCGGUGUCUCCUUCAUGAUACAGAUUGGGCUUACUAGAGAGUCUGUGCUUCUACCCCAAACUGCAGACCUGGCCUACGUCAAACAAAUAUCUUGCUCAAUUGUGGAUCAGAAGUUUCCUGAAUGUGGCUUUUAUGGGAUAUAUGACAAGAUCCUCCUCUUCAAGCAUGACACCACCAGCAGUAACAUCCUGCAGCUGGUCAAGGCUGUGUCGGACAUCCAGGAGGGUGACCUGGUGGAAGUUGUUUUGUCCGCUGCUGCUACAUCCGAGGACUUCCAGAUUCGUCCUCACGCGUUAAACGUGCACUCGUAUCGUGCGCCGGCGUUCUGCGAUCACUGCGGCGAGAUGCUUUUCGGCCUUGUGCGUCAAGGACUCAAAUGUGAUGGCUGUGGACUGAAUUACCACAAACGCUGUGCUUUUAGCAUUCCUAAUAACUGCAGUGGGGCAAGGAAGCGGCGGCUGUCCACCACGUCCCUCACCAGCAGUCAGUCUUUACGUCUGUCCACCGCCGAGUCCCUCAGUAGUCUCAACAGCAGCGUGACGUCUGAAGAAGCCAGCCUUAUACGAUCACACACCCAGAUGCCCCGCACCCCCAGUGAGGCCAGGCGCUUUUACACCGGACGGCCUGUCCACCUGGACAAAAUCCUCAUGACUAAAGUGAAGGUCCCACACACAUUCGCCGUUCACUCGUACACGCGUCCCACCGUGUGUCAGUACUGCAAGAGACUGCUGAGAGGACUCUUCCGCCAGGGUCUCCAGUGCAAAGACUGCAAGUUCAACUGCCACAAGCGGUGUGCAUACAAGGUCCCAAAUGACUGCUUAGGGGAGACUCUCGACAUAUUAAGUCCAAGCACAGACACGGAGGUGCCAAUGGACUAUAGUAAUGAGUAUUCUGACACUGAUAAGUCAUCUCUGAUGGACGACUCAGACGAGGCCUGCAGUAUCCCCGGGUCUUUUUCCCCAGACAACAACCAGGAUGGAGCCAGUGGAGACCAGAGUGCUAAUAUUCCUCUGAUGAGAGUAGUGCAGUCGAUCAGGCAGACCACACGUCGCUCUAGCACAGCCAUCAAAGAAGGCUGGAUGGUGCACUACAGCAACAAGGACACACUGAGGAAGAGACACUACUGGCGCCUGGACUGCAAAUGCAUCAUCCUAUUUCAAAACGACACCACCAACAAAUACUACAAGGAGAUCCCGCUCUCAGAAAUCCUGGAGGUCCGCCCUGCGGGUGAUUUCACUCUUGUACCUCCUGGCACUAGCCCACAUUGCUUUGAAAUUAUGACGGGUACCAUGAUCUACUUUGUUGGUGAGGACCCCAACACCACCCCGUCUCAGACAUCCAGCAUGUCUGGCCUACUGCACUCUGUCAGCCCCAGCAGUGUUGCACCCAAUAGCGGAAUAGGACGAGAGUUCGCCAAAGGAUGGGAGACUGCUAUACGUCAAGCCCUUAUGCCAGUCAUCUUCCAAGACAACCCUCCAGCAGAAGGUCACACUCCUCACCGGCAGGCAUCAGUCAGCAUCUCAGUUUCGAACAGUCAGAUUCAGGAGAACGUGGACAUUGGAAUGGUGUACCAGAUCUUUGCAGAUGAGGUUCUGGGCUCUGGACAAUUUGGUGUGGUAUAUGGAGGAAAACACAGGAAAACCGGCAGGGACGUAGCCGUGAAGGUGAUCGACAAGCUUCGGUUCCCCACCAAGCAGGAGAGCCAGUUGAGGAAUGAAGUAGCCAUUUUGCAGAGUCUGCGACACUUGGGUAUAGUGAAUCUUGAGUGCAUGUUUGAGACGCCAGAGAAGGUGUUUGUGGUGAUGGAGAAGCUUCAUGGUGACAUGCUUGAGAUGAUUCUCUCAAGUGAGAAAGGACGACUUCCUGAGAGACUCACCAAGUUCCUCAUCACGCAGAUUUUGGCUGCUCUGAGGCAUCUUCACUUCAAAAACAUAGUGCACUGCGAUCUCAAACCUGAGAAUGUGCUAUUAGCAUCAGCGGAUCCUUUCCCCCAGGUGAAACUUUGCGACUUUGGUUUUGCUCGCAUCAUCGGAGAGAAGUCUUUCCGCCGUUCGGUCGUUGGCACGCCGGCUUAUUUGGCCCCUGAGGUCCUGCUGAACCAGGGUUACAAUCGCUCUCUGGACAUGUGGUCUGUAGGUGUCAUCAUGUAUGUCAGUCUGAGCGGAACGUUCCCCUUCAACGAGGAUGAAGACAUCAAUGAUCAGAUCCACAAUGCUGCCUUCAUGUACCCUCCCAACCCAUGGAAACAGAUCUCUCCUGAAGCUAUCGACCUCAUCAAUAACCUGCUGCAAGUGAAGAUGAGAAAACGCUACAGUGUGGACAAGAGUCUCAGCCAUGCCUAUCUACAGGAUUACCAGACCUGGCUGGACCUCCGAGAGCUGGAGUCAAAGCUUGGGGAGCGUUACAUUACGCACGAGAGCGAUGACAGCCGCUGGCAGCAGUAUGCCCGUGACCACACACUGCCCUACCCUCCUCACCUGGUGCCCCCGCCUCCUGCGUCGGACGAUGACGAGCAGGAGGGUGCGGAGGACGCCGACAUGCAGGGGCUGACAGAGCGUGUUAGCAUCCUUUGAAGAAGAAUCCAAGGCGGAGGACGAGAGAAAUGAAGAGUACCUGCCUGAACUCUAGCAAUUUUUAGUGCACCACGAGCGUUGGAUGGAGGUAGUCGUGUAGCCCUCUGUAAGAAAGCGUAGCUUCGGGUGUCUCCGGCAGGCCAUCUGAACUCUGACCUCUUUCAGCCAGGACUGCUGCAGAUUUGUUUCUGGGAAAGGUUGGGAAAGAACUGUUUUGGAACCCAACCUAGACCUUUACGUUGACAGAAAGUCAGACUGUUCAUCACAGGCAUAUACGAAACUAUUUUCUUCUGAAAUUGAAAAGUCUGUUAAGGAAGCCCCAGUUUAAUUUGUCUGGUUUGGGUUUUGUCACACCCAACUAGAUCUAGGUCACAUUUACCAGUAUUUUCACAGGUGAAACCCAGUCAGUUCAGUGGAAAUCCACACGAUCGUGAAUUUAAUGAGAAGACAAAAGAUUUCACCAUGCAGAUUUCAAGUUGUUCACACAAACUUCAAGUUGUUCACACGCAUUUGCCUCAUUUACCAACAGAAAGCUGUUUGGUUUGAAAGUGAAUUCUCUGUGAAUGGAGCAUCAUACAUUGCUAAACUAUUGACAGUAGACUUUAACAUUUUGCUAAUAUGACCAUAUCUUUAGAAGAAUUGCAGAAGAACUAGUGUGACUGUACCUUUAGGGGACAAAAUGGAACGAAGCUAAACGACCGAAAGAUCUCAAGACAUGGUUUUAAAAAUUAGGCUAUUUAGGCCUAAUUUAAUUUGGCUGGUUUUGGGUUAGUCUCACCCAAAUAGACAUCUUUUGUUAAAGAUGCGGUUACAUUUACCAGUAUUCGGUGUAUUUGUGCAGGCAAAAUCCAGUCAGUUCAAUUGAAAUCCACACGAUUUCACAAGCACAAGACGUGAUGUAAUGGCCAGGGACGUUCUUCUCAGAGACGUGUCUUUCUUGACAAUGGUGCUAUGAAGGCGAUGAAUAAAAGACGAAAAAAUGUUUUAAUGGUCAAAAAUGUCUAAAGGUGUGGUCACAUUUAUCAGUGACUGGCGUAUUUUCACAGGCAAAAUUCAGUCAGUUCGAUGGAAAUCCACACAAUUGUAAAAUUCCUGUGAGGGCGAAAGAUUUCACCAUGCAGAUUUCGCAACUGGUUCAAAUUGGUAACACGCAUUCGCCACAUACAGAAACCUUUUUGGUUUAAAAAGUGAAUUAAAUGUGAAUGGAGCGUCAUACAUUGCUAAACUAUUGACAGUAGACAAAAGGCUUUAAAUUUUUGAUAAUGUGAUCAUAUCUUUAGUAGACAAAACGGAAGAGCCAAAGAUCUGAAGCCAUGGUUUUAAUAUGUGGACUAUUUACAGCAUCUUAAAAAAAUCAGCACUUGCUGAAGGACAUUUAAAAAAAAAACAGCACAAGAUGUGAUGUAAUGGACAGAGUCUUUCUUGACAAUGGUGCUUUGAAGGCGAUGAAUAAAAGACAAAAAAAAAAAAAAAUUUAAUGGUCAAAAAUGUCUAAAGGUGUGGUCACAUUUAUCAGUGAUUGUCAUAUCCAGUUAGUUCGAUGGAAAUCCACACAAUUAUAAAAUUCAUAUGAGGACAAAAGAUUUUGCCAUGCACAUUUCGCAACUGGUUCAAGUUGACCAUACACAUCCGGCACAUUUACCAAUAGAAAGCUACUUGGUUUGAAAGUGAAUUCUGUGUGAAUGGAGCGUCACACAUUGCUAAACUAUUGACAAUAGAAAAUAGAUGUUAAAAUUUUCCUAAUGUGACUAUUUCUUUAGUAAACGAAAUAGAAGAAAGAUCUUAAGCCAUGCAUUUCAAAUUUGGACUAUUUACAGCAUCUUAAAAACUCAACACUUGUUGAGUAACAUAAAAAAAACAGCACAAGAUGUGAUGCAAUGGCCAGAGAUGUUCUUCUGAAUGUGUCUUUCUUGACAAUGGUGCUUUGAAGGCGUUGAAAACAAGACGAAAAAUGUUUUAAUGGUCAAAAAUGUCAAAAACGGCACAAGAUGUGAUGCAAUGGCUAGAGACUUUCUUCUGAAUGGUGCUUUAAAGGCGAUGAAUAAAAGAUGCAAAAUGUUUUAAUGGUCAAAACUGUCUAAAGAUCUGGUCACAUUUACCGGUGCUUCUUAAAAUUUUGUGGCCGAAAUCCAGUCAUUUUAGUAUGAAUCUGUGCAAUUGUGAGUUUUGUGCGAAGAA
Molecule: messenger RNA, 5536 nt
Organism: Labeo rohita (rohu)
Lineage: Eukaryota; Metazoa; Chordata; Actinopteri; Cypriniformes; Cyprinidae
Gene: prkd2
Product: protein kinase D2
Exons: 18
Coding region: 572-3358 (928 amino acids)
Biological process (GO): protein phosphorylation
Molecular function (GO): ATP binding; protein serine/threonine kinase activity
Source: RefSeq, a predicted model, not a curated record